Molecule: messenger RNA, 1289 nt
Organism: Parus major (Great Tit)
Lineage: Eukaryota; Metazoa; Chordata; Aves; Passeriformes; Paridae
Gene: DCTN2
Product: dynactin subunit 2
Exons: 15
Coding region: 34-1245 (403 amino acids)
Biological process (GO): mitotic spindle organization
Cellular component (GO): cytoplasm; dynactin complex; centrosome
Source: RefSeq, a predicted model, not a curated record
GGUCAGGGCUGGGUGGGGGUCCCAGCACAGCCCAUGGUGCCACAGGCCCGGAACGAGCCCGAUGUGUACGAGACCAGUGACCUGCCCGAGGAUGACCAGGCCGAGUUCGAGGCGUUUGCACAAGAGCUGGAGGAGCUGAGCAGCACCAGCGUGGAGCACCUGAUCAUCAACCCCAACGCUGCCUACGAGAAGUUCCGGGACAAGCGCCUGGGCACCGAGGGUGUGGAUUUCUCUGACCGCAUUGGCCGGACACGGACGACAGGUUACGAGGCCGGAGAGUAUGAGAUGCUGGGUGAGGGUCUUGGUGCCAAGGAGACGCCACAGCAGCGAUUCCAGCGGUUGCAGCACGAGGUGCAGGAGCUGCUCCGGGAUGUGGAGCAGAUCCAGAGCUCAGUGAAGGAGUCGGGGGCUGAGGAGGAGCUCACGCCCAUGGCCCUGGCCAGGCAGGUGGAGGUGCUGAAGCAGCAGCUGCUCAGCUCCCACCUGGAGAAGGUGCUGGGCCCUGGUGCCGCCGUCGACUUCGCUGACCCCGAGGGUGCCCUGGCCAAGCGGCUGCUGCAGCAGCUGGAGGUGGCCAAGUGCAGCAAAAGCACUCCGGGGAAGGGCCCUCCGCGGGGCCCCGUCCCUGCCGGCGAUGCCGUCACCUUCGAGCUCUACUGGAGGCCAGAGCAGGACCAGUUUGCCCAGUCUGCCAAGGUGUCAGAGCUGGAGAAACGUCUGGCACAGCUGGAGGCGGCCAUGAGGUGUGAGCCUGACAGCCAGGUGAGCUCCCAGAACCCACUGCUGGUGGGGCUGAAGGGCUCCAGCCUCAUGGACACCGUGCAGGUGCUGCAGGCCAAGGUGAACGUUCUGGAUGUGGCUGUGCUGGACCAGGUGGAGGCUCGGUUGCAGAGCGUCCUUGGGAAGGUGAACGAGAUUGCCAAGCACAAGGCCACAGUGCAGGACGCUGACACCCAGAGCAAGAUCCACCAGCUGUACGAGACGCUGCAGAGCUGGGACGCUGUGGCCAGUGCCCUGCCUGACGUGGUGCAGCGCCUGGUGACCCUGCGGGACCUGCACGAGCAAGCCACCCAGUUCGGGCAGGUGCUGGUGCACCUGGACACGACGCAGCAGGAGAUCGCGGGGGCUCUCAAGGACAACGCGGUGCUGUUGGCUGAGGUGCAGAAGACGAUGAAGGACAACCUGGCCAUCGUCGAGGACAACUUUGCCGACAUCGAUGCCCGCAUCAAGCGGCUGCAGAAGUGACGAGACCCCAGGACACCCCCUGGGGGUCCCCUGAGGACUUCCUC